Molecule: messenger RNA, 5427 nt
Organism: Arvicanthis niloticus (Nile rat)
Lineage: Eukaryota; Metazoa; Chordata; Mammalia; Rodentia; Muridae
Gene: Slc35e2b
Product: solute carrier family 35 member E2B
Source: RefSeq, a predicted model, not a curated record
CCCGCCCACCAGUGUGUGUCCCAAAUCUAAGACCCCUAGGACCUCUACUAACGGGCUGGGAGAGGGUGCGCCGCUCUCGCCCUUGGCUCUGAACACUUCUCGGUGAAGCUGCUCAGACUCAAGUCGGCGGCGUGGGAAAGCUGGCUGUAUCUUCCGUGGGCGUGGGCGGAGGCUCUGCAUAAACUCCAGUUGCAGCCUCAGACUUGAACCCCAUCGGGGACAGGGAGCACCUCGUCCUGGAGUCAGCCCAGGUCAACUUACGGGCCGUUGGCACCGGGCGCCCAGGUGGCGGGCUUCGCUGGGCUGGACGCACAGCCUCUGUUUCCUUACUUUGCUGGAGACCAGCAUGUUGGAGUCAACAUUCAUGCAGACCGGGACUGCUGCCUCUUUCUCGAGCUGUGUAUCUCUGCCUGAGCAGUUACUUUGAUCCAUGUGGCCCAUCUUUGAGAUUCAGUCCUCACAAGUGACCUCAGCAUGUCAUCAGCAGCAAAAUCCCAACUGCUGGAGGAGACAGCGCCUGGCUGCGAGGAAGAGCCAAAAGGGAAAACACUUCUCACUUGGGGAUCUCUUUUUGGUCACCGGAGUGAGAAGAUUGUCUUCACCAAAGGUGAUGGCAGCCCAGAGGAGAGCCUGCUCACUGUCACCAUCACAGAGACCACUGUCAUUGAGUCGGACCUGGGUGUCUGGAGUUCAAGGGCUCUCAUCUACCUCACGCUGUGGUUCUUUUUCAGCUUCUGUACGCUGUUCCUCAACAAGUACAUCCUGUCCCUGUUAGAGGGAGAGCCCAGCAUGUUAGGUGCUGUGCAGAUGCUGUCAACGACAUUAAUUGGCUGUGUUAAAAUAUUUGUUCCUUGCUGUUUAUAUCAACACAAAACCCGGCUCUCUUAUCCACCCAAUUUCAUCAUGACUAUGCUCUUUGUGGGCCUCAUGAGGUUUGCAACGGUGGUUUUGGGGCUGGUCAGCCUCAAGAACGUGGCAGUGUCCUUUGCUGAGACAGUGAAGAGCUCGGCUCCCAUUUUCACUGUAAUCAUGUCUCGGAUGAUUCUGGGGGAAUACACAGGGCUGCUGGUCAACCUGUCCCUCAUCCCAGUCAUGGGAGGACUAGCGUUGUGCACUGCCACGGAAAUAAGCUUCAACAUCCUGGGGUUUUCAGCUGCAUUAUCCACCAACAUUAUGGAUUGUUUGCAGAAUGUUUUUUCAAAAAAGCUUCUCAGUGGGGACAAAUACAGGUUCUCGGCCCCGGAACUGCAAUUCUACACCAGUGCUGCUGCUGUGGCCUUGCUGAUUCCAGCAUGGACCUUCUUCAUGGAUGUCCCUGUGAUUGGUAGGAGUGGGAAGAGCUUCAGCUACAGCCAGGACAUCGUGCUGUUGCUGCUGACAGACGGCGCCUUGUUUCACCUUCAGAGUGUCACUGCAUAUGCCCUGAUGGGAAAGAUCUCCCCUGUGACUUUCAGUGUCGCCAGUACUGUGAAGCACGCCUUGUCUAUCUGGCUCAGCAUCAUCGUUUUUGGAAACAAAAUCACCAGCCUGUCUGCCAUUGGCACCAUCCUUGUCACAGUGGGUGUCUUGCUCUACAACAAGGCCAGGCAGUAUCAGCAGGAGACUAUGCAGAGUCUGGUCACAGCCACCAGCCGAGGCCCAGAAGAUGACACAGAGCCACUGGUUCCUCAGGACUCUAGACAGCACCACUGAUCACCUGAUGCUGUGUCCAGGCCCAGACCGUCCUUCUGUACUCUGAGCUGGAACAGAGAAGGAUAUGAUGCAGGGCAGGUGUCUUGCUCCUUCCUGGACAUUAGAUGGGGGAUUCAGGAAUCAGCUUCUGCCUGGCAGAGCCCCGAAGGAGGAAUCAAAUGACCUACAACUCCCCUGGCUGCAAGUGAACCAGUGUCUCAGUGCCCAGCCUGCAAUUGGGCCAAGGUCUCAGUGGGGCCAACUGUGGAAUAAGCACAGGCUCCAGUACUAACCUGAGUUGCUGUCUGCUUGAUGCCAUCCAGGAGACCUAAACUUUUCUAUGCCCACCACCACCAUCACAGGCACUGAAGCCUGUUGGUUCUUGACAGUCUAUGAAACAGACAUUCCAGAUGCCAAUGACUCUAGCAUGGAGCCACAAAACCCUGAGAAACCAGAGUAGCAGGCACAACAGACCAGUGGCUCCUGCCACGGAGGGACAAUGCUAUGUGAAGGAAAAGUAUCCUCUCCUUGGCUUCUGCUACACUGAGCUACUCUGCUCCAGGGCUGUUGUCCCAUGUUUCUGCUGCCCAUUUGAUGACUGCCCCACUCUAGGAAGUUGGGGACAGAUAUCUAAUUCAAACAUGCUCUGGAGUGCUUUUCCAUUUUGAGUAUGAUGAAUGUGAAGUGGGCUGUUCUGAAUGGCCCAGUUGGCUACCCUGUGAAGAUUUCCCUUCAGAAUGGAUGACAGGGAAGUUUUAAAGAGCAUUGUGUAUACAGGCUAUGUUUUAGUUAAAGGUACACUGCUUUUUGACAGAGCAGGUGCCUGUAGAGGUUUCUGGAGUGUUGUCUGCAUGUCAGGUACAUCAAAGUCUACACACACAGCUGGCUCAUCAUCAGGGGUCAUAUGAUGACUGCCGGAGCCACCAGGUGCCCAGAGCUUAAGGUAGAGUGGAGGACAACAGUGGGGCCUUGGGAGUAAGAGGCUGAGGUUCUACAUUAUUCAACACUUUGUGAGUUGUGUGUGGCCUGCAGUCUGUUGCCAGCCAGUCUUUAAGACUCUCUCCAUUACUUGUAGCUGUAGCCACUGUCACUUUCUUGUCCGAGUCUCACUGGUCCUCACUGCUGUAAGUCUUAAUGUGCCCAUGGUGGUUCACUGGUUCCAAAGUUGGCUUCUUACCUGGAAAGUAUGAAAAAAGCCCCUCAAAGAGAUAGAUUGGGGUGACAACAAGCAAUAAUUAUUUAUGUCUACAUUUUAUUUACUUGAAAAAGUCAUCUUCCAUGAUGAUGGAUCAAAAUGAGGCCUUUUAAUCUACAAGCCACCUUUCUAAAGAAGCGACCUGAGCUGGACACUGGCUAGGUUUGUCUUUGCUAUGCUAUGUAAGGUCACCCACCUCCAUUGUGAAGCUGUUCUCUCAUUUGACUUUGCCCAGGUUUCUAAUUCCUUCCUCUUUGCUCUUCUCAAAAUAAAGAUCCAGUGGAGGGUAGAUGGCAGAUGUUGGAUUAAUCUGUGCAGUAGUCCUGUCUACUCAAAUCUGGCUGUGGAGCUGCUGAUACAGAAGAACACAUGUUUGUGGGUAUUGGUUGGAAGAUCUCUGGCCUUCCCACAGACCUUGUCUCAGUAUACUCAGAGUUCCACAUACCUGGCUUCUUAGUGUUGUUUGGAGUUUCUGCCUGUGUCCUUUGUGUAAUUAGGAAAUGGCCCAUUGUGACUUGCUCUGGCCACCCCUUCCCCACAUCUCCAGACUCAGCCUGUUUUGAUUUUCUACGUUUUUGGACUAGAAACAAGAACAAAGAUUUUUCUUAAAGCGACUUCCUGUAAAGCUGUUCUUGAGACUUGUCCGCAUAGGUGGGAAGAUCAUGGAAUCAGCCGCUUCUUUCAGGUCUUCCAGGACAGUGCUGGGUUGAGAGCCCUGGAAUGGCCCCACUUGACCAUUUAUUAUGACCAUACCAUAACAAUAUUUUUAAUUAACUUUGUUAAUACUUUCAUAGAAUACUAUGUUCUUCAUGAAUUGUUACUGAUGUACAUGUACAAAUAUUGACACCACGUGUCAUUCCAUGUCCUGGAUAAUUCCUCCUGAGUCUAUGUCAUUGUCUGGUCUGUUGUAAACAGAACACUGGAUUGACCUUCUGAGCCAGCCAUCUGCUUACUCACUGCACACACAGUUAAAAGAUAUACACAUUUCUAAUUUCAAAAAAUCUUCUAGGGGCUAUAGAAACAGCCUAGUGGUUAAGAACUAGUAGUGUGUUUCUUCCUGAGGACCCAAGUUCAGUUCUCAGAACUCUUGUAGAGUGCUUCACCAACUUCCUAUAACUCCAGCUUUAGGGAUCCUGAUGCCUCUGGCUUUUCUGAGCAUCUGUACAUGGGUUCAUGUAUGCACACACACACACACACACACACCCCUUAAAUUUUUAAAUACAUUUGUUGGGUGGUGGUGGUACAUCCCUUUAAUCCUAGCACUUGGGAGGCAGAGGCAAGUGUAUCUCUGUGAGUUUGAGGGCAGUCAGGUCUACAGAGCAAGUUCCAGCACAGCCAGGGCAACACAGAGAAACCCUGUCUUGAAAAACCAGAUAAAUAGAUAAAGAGUUUUUUUUUUUUUUUUUUUUUUUUUUUUAACACUUUCAGGAUUUGGCGUACACUUUAGUGGCACAUUACCGGCAUGCCAUGUGAAACUCUUUGGUUGAUCCCCAGCAGCAUACUUGGGACAGAGGGAUAAAGGAGAGACAACAACAACAACAAAAACCCCAAAACUUCCACUACUAAAAGACAAGAAAAAUAUUCUUUAUUGUUUUAUAUGCAUUGGUGUUUUGCCUGCAUGUGUGUUUGUGUGAGGGUGUUGUAUCCCAUGGAACUGGAAUUACAGAUAGCUAUGAGCUGCCAUGUGGCUCCUGGGAAUUGAAUUUGGGUCCUCUUGAAGAUCAGCCAUCUUACCAGCUCCUGUUUUGUUUUUAAACCAGGUCAUGAUGGCACAUUCGUAUAAUCUUAGUAUUUUGAAGGCAUUAGACUACAUAGUCUAAACUACAAGGCCAGUUUGGGCUACAUAUUGAGACCAAGUUUCAAAAAAACUUUUAUGAUCAUAAUUUCUCAUAUAUUAGGAUUAUAAUCCGUCCUCAGGUGGUGGUGGUGAUCUACACUUUUAAUCCCAGCAUUCAGGAGGCAGAGGCAGAGGCAGGUGAUUCUCUUUGAAUUUGAGGCUAGCCUGGUCUAGAGAGCCAAUUCCAGGACAGCCAGAGCUCUGUCAUCUCUACAGAUAGGAAGCCAUGUGGAUUCCUCUGAGAUUGCCCUGACUCUCCUGCCUUUGAGCAACAGUCUUUUGUUUUUCCUUAACAUAAAAAUAUUGACCUCCCUGUGGGAGGCCUCUUCAUCUCUUCAUUCCCGACCCUUUGGUUGUUGUGCUAGGGAUAGAAAUCAGAGCUUCAGUAACGCUAGGCUGCUAUUCUUUCUCUGAGACAUGGCCUCCAGCCUGUUUUUCUUAGUUUAUAAAUGCCUUUGCUUUCCCCGUGAAUUAGAACAGGACAUGCUGAUUGUAGACAAAUAGUACCCACCACAACUCAGAGUGUAGUAGGUUUUAACUUCUGUGUCUCUGAACUAUGUUUUCCUGGGGACUCUGACCCUUACUUUGGUGGCUGUUGGACCCUUUCUAACAAGUUUAGUUUGAAACAAAUCAAGUUGGCAAGUUGUGUGCUUGCGGGGCUUUUGUUUGUUUUUACUUUUCAUUUCUAGGACUCAAGCUGCAUAUUAAAUUCAUUUGUAAUGUC